Messenger RNA from Thalassophryne amazonica, 3243 nucleotides. RefSeq names its product solute carrier family 38 member 7 (gene slc38a7). Gene Ontology annotation, biological process: amino acid transmembrane transport. Gene Ontology annotation, molecular function: L-alanine transmembrane transporter activity; L-glutamine transmembrane transporter activity; L-methionine transmembrane transporter activity. The coding region runs from base 236 to 1591 and encodes 451 amino acids. The record is from RefSeq and is a predicted model, not a curated record. NCBI's taxonomy places the organism in Eukaryota, Metazoa, Chordata, Actinopteri, Batrachoidiformes, Batrachoididae. The transcript has 13 exons.
GCCCUUCUGGGCUCUCAACCUGCCAAAACAGACGCUCUGUCAUUCUGAUUUUGCUGGAGGCUGAUACGCUGAAGGGCAUAGAAUCAGAAACCUCCUUUGACUCCUGGGAGAAAUUAGACAUUGGGUUUAAAAUUUUUAAACAUGAACUCUUGUCCUACCCAAAAUUUGUGAUCUGAUCUCCCUGAGUGGAUCCAGCAUUAAUCAUUUUAAUUUUGGAAGCUCAGCUCAUUGCCUCAUGGCAAUUAACACAGAUGUGGAAGACUGGGGUGGAGUUGGGAGUAAUGACUCUGGUGAAAGAGCGUGGCUCUUGCAGAGUCCCAGUGUGGAUUCUGUGCAGCAUCUUGAGAUGGAGAGGGGGACGAGCGGCGGUGUGUCAUCUAUUGCAGCUGUCUUCAUUGUAGUUAAUGCAGCACUGGGAGCAGGUCUCCUUAAUUUCCCAGCAGCCUUCAGUAUGGCGGGAGGUGUAACUGCAGGAGUGAUGCUUCAAAUGUUUAUGCUGAUCUUCAUUAUCAGUGGGCUGGUGAUUUUGGGCUACUGCUCACAGGUCAGUAAUGAAAGCACCUAUCAGGAGGUUGUUCGGGCAACUUGUGGGAAAGUCAUUGGGGUCUUGUGUGAAGUAGCCAUUGCCAUCUAUACUUUUGGAACAUGCAUUGCAUUUUUUAUUGUCAUUGGAGACCAGCUGUACCGCUUGAUCCCUGAUGAUGUUGUUCAUGGCCACUGGUACACUGACCGCAAAUUCACCAUUGUUGUUACUGCAGUCCUGGUUAUUCUUCCUCUCUCUAUCCCAAAAGAAAUCGGCUUUCAGAAAUAUGCCAGUGCACUGAGUGUCAUGGGAACCUGGUAUGUUACCAUAGUGGUCAUUGUCAAGUACAUCUGGCCUGACAAAAAAGUGGAUCCGGUUUAUAGGCCCACAGGUGCUGCUUCCUGGACUGCAGUUUUCAAUGCCGUACCCACCAUAUGCUUUGGUUUCCAGUGCCACGUCAGCUGUGUGCCAGUGUUCAACAGCAUGAGAAAGAAAAAGCUCAAACCUUGGGGACUUGUUGUAACUUUGGGAAUGAUCAUUUGCCUCUUUGUUUACACGGGCACAGGCGUCUGUGGCUACCUGACUUUUGGUGCAGAUGUUAGCCAGGAUGUGCUAAUCUCAUACCCCCCUAAUGAUAUUGUGGUGGCCAUUGCAAGAGCCUUCAUUGUCAUCUGUGUGGUCACUUCCUACCCUAUUUUACACUUCUGUGGCAGAGCAGUUAUUGAGGGACUUUGGCUGCGUUUCCAUGGGGAGGAGGUGGAGGUGUGUGUACGUCGUGAGCAGAGGCGGAGGAUCUUGCAGACACUUGUGUGGUUUGUUGUCACACUUGUUCUCGCCCUCUUCAUCCCAGACAUUGGUCGAGUGAUCUCACUCAUUGGAGGAUUGGCAGCCUGUUUUAUCUUCAUCUUCCCAGGUUUGUGUUUGAUGCAAGUCAAACUGUCAGAAACAGGUAGCUGCUCUGCAAGCUGGCAUGGGCUGGUGAUCUACAGUGUUGUCAUGAUUACAGUUGGAGGUUUCAUCUUUGGUCUGACUACAACUAAUGCCAUCUAUCAGGAUGUCAUUAGCUAAAGAUCUCAUCCUUCAGAGCAAGUCACUCAGAAGAAAGCUGUCAAGGAUGCACAACAAAGGGGGGAAAAAAGAGAGAGAACUUUCAGAGGUGGUGGUUGUUUUAAUGGUGCAGCUAUUCCACAAUGUUGCACAUUCCUGAGCUGAGAGACUUUAUUGGAUUAAAACCAUCUUAACCAAACUUUUACUUUUUUGGCAGCAUAAAUGUCUAUGAACAUUAGCAUGCAGUGAUUACUAAAUCCAGCUCUCAGUCAAAUUUAAGUCAUGGGAUUUUUUUGGUGCAGUAGUUGUUUUCCAAAAACUGUAAACUGUUUGUACACAGCAUCAUUGAUUGAUUGCUUUUUUUUGUUGUUGUUGUUUUGUUUUGUUUUUUUAGCUGUGUGGGUGGGAAGCUUGAAGCCUGUUAUUUUAAAUUGAUAGCUCUUGAUUUUUGUUAGAGAGCAGACUAUCUGGUGCUUAUGAUUUAAAGGCAAAAUCUUCUGUCCUUUCAACCGUGAAAACCCAUCAAAAGCAAAUGAUUUUUUUGAAGCAGUUUUUAUCAUCCUUAUACUCAGACUGUCUUGGCACAAAGUGUACAGAGAGCAGGGAGCUGUAGGUGUACUCAGUGAUUAGUUUAUUUUAAGCAAUGCAUGCAGUACUACAAGUGUACAAGCAGUACCACUACAAUAUACAUGUAGUACCAAUGAAGACUUUGAUUACAGCCUAAUGUCAACCAGAUAGAAGUUAUAUUUCUGUUUGCUUAUAUUUCUGUUUGCUUAAAAUAACAAAUUAAAACAAAAAAAUUGGUUAAGACCUUUUCCAUUAUUAGUAUUAUUAUCAUCUGUGGAUGUGCAUUACAUAAUACAUUUUACAAGUCGGCUAUGGUGAAAAAGUGAAAUUACAUUUAUUUUUCCCCCCUUAAUUUGUACUUAAUAUAGUUGACUUCCAAUGAUUAAAAUGUUUUGAAACAGAAAAAGAUAAAGCAGUCAGUUUAUUGUGAUUUGUUGAAUUUAGACAAAUCAGUCAUCCAAAUUUUUCAAUUAACACAAUGCUCAAAGAAAUAUGCAACAAUUACACUAAGUUGUUUUAUGUCGCAUCUUAAGUUUUUAGUUUGAAUUAUAUCACAGCAAAUCAUGAACAGGCAUUAUUGGUUUUUACAAUUAUUCCAUUAUUAUUCAACUCUUGUUUUAUUUGUAUAUUAGAUUUGAGGGACAAAAAAGGUUUCUGCAACAGGUGGUGUAGAAGUGACACUACUGUGUACUAAAGAUAUUUGAUCGCGUUUCAUGAAAUCAAAAAGGGAAAGAAAUAAGUGAAAGCUUUUUUUAAGCAAUCAUUGUUGAAAUACUGUUUUAAUGGUUUGGAACUGAAAUACUGCUGUCAACCUCUCUUUUCCUUAUCUGUUUGCCAGACACUACAGAGUACCUAUUCACAUGAGUUAAUGCUGAUUUUAACUGUUGUAUUCAUAAUUUCUGUGUUCAUAAUAAAGAACUGUACAUUUUUCAGAACUAUGCACUUCUCAAAGAAGCUGACUGCCAGGAUCAUAAAGAUUUUAAUGGUUAUUUUUCAGGCCAGUGGUAUCACAGCUAAUCAACUGCAAUCACGGCAUUAAAAAACAGACAAUCCAUGUGUCAGUGGAAGUUUAAUAGAACAACAAAUAAAGUCAAAUGAUAGAAAAA